UUUUAUCAACAAGUCUUGUUCAAACAUGACUUUGUACUUCCGUCAACAAACCUGGGGUAAUUAUGCAAAAAGACGGGAAAUAAAGGGAAUGUAAAAUGUGAUCAUUUAUUUCUAGAGGCUUAACAGUGAAUGAAGAUGUAGACAAAUAAAACAUGAUGGGGGAUUUCUCCCUGGAAUUCAUCGAUCCCUCUGAACUUGAUGACAUUAAAAUGGGGUUGGAGACAGGGAUUCAGGAAAAUGAACGUCGUCUGACAAAAGCAAGAAUUAUCUUUAUUGACAAAUUGGAAUUAGACGAAUUCAGACCAUCAAUAUUUGAAAGAGAAAUGGAGAUUAUCGAACCGUGCAUUAAAAGGACGUCGAAAUACUUAAAUAAUCAUAAAACAAAACAAAGAAAAGAUGCCAUUAAAUCUACAAACUACCAAAAGUCGGCCAAAAGCGAGGUUCAAGAAUUCUGCGAAGACUACGUAGCUGAAUUGUAUCCCAUCGAGUUCAUAGAAAAGACCGAAGCCCAAAAAGUUUGUUUGGGGAAAUGUAUUCGACAGGUGCUCGUUAACAAGGUCGAUGACAUCCACCCAGGGGACCAUCUGGUCUACCAGCGGUCUGGGUACCAGCAUCACGCUGUCGUCGUGUACGUCACAAAAAUUGAUGACGACCACGCAGAUAUUACGGUCAUCCACAAAAGUGGCAAUGCCGGUGACGUCAUUUACGGGUUACUGAAAUUUGUUGCUACCAUUGGACAAAGCAGCCCCAAAGGCCGCUUGAUGGAGGAAAAGUUUGAAAAUGUCCACGUGAGGGAAACACAAUUGUUCGUUGUAAAAUACCAAACUUAUCCCUAUUCGCCCGAGAAAAUAAUUCAAAGGGCACGGGAUGAACUGAACAAAUCAAAAUCUUCCGAGUACAAUUUGAACAAUAACAAUUGUGAACACAUAGUCACGUGGUGUGUGACGGGUGAGUGGUAUAGUGACCAGAUUAACAGCCUGUGGAUUAAUGUCAGGAAUAAAUUCAAGCCAUUCUGCGAGGACACUCCAUCCCUAGAAAAGGUGGAGGACAUGAAAAGAUGUGAACUGAUUUGUGACGAAUGCUACUCUAAAUGCAAAUUGGAGAAAUCGAAAACCUAAUGAGAUUUUACAUCUUACACUUCAAAAUGCGAACAUGUAAAUCUUUACUUGAAUAUAGACGUGUAUAUAUUUAUUUUAGACAAUAAAAAACCACGAGCACUAAA
Messenger RNA from Magallana angulata, 1222 nucleotides. RefSeq lists its product as uncharacterized. NCBI's taxonomy places the organism in Eukaryota, Metazoa, Mollusca, Bivalvia, Ostreida, Ostreidae. Gene Ontology annotation, cellular component: cytoplasm. The record is from RefSeq and is a predicted model, not a curated record. Gene Ontology annotation, biological process: N-acylphosphatidylethanolamine metabolic process. The transcript is spliced from 2 exons. Bases 153 to 1118 code for a protein of 321 amino acids. Gene Ontology annotation, molecular function: A2-type glycerophospholipase activity; glycerophospholipid phospholipase A1 activity.